CUUCCAUUCUCACUACAGCAACACCACCGAGUUCCAUGCGCCGCCGACACUGUGCCGCCGUAUUGCCUCGCCAUCUACACGCUGCAUAGUCUACCCUAUCCCCAUAGCACUGCACCAUGUGGGACGACGAGGACAACAACCCCUACGGAUCCUUCGUCCGACACGAUUCGGAUGCCUCCCACGCUCCUCAUUUGGGCUCGCCCGGCAGCCUGCCAUACAGACCAGCCACCCCUCCAUCGGACGUCUCCUCUCCCCGCAAUGAGUCCCCAGAGUUCAUUUCCCGGCCUGGGAACAUGAGCGAAGUCGACUACGACGAAGACCACACCGAGGGGACCAAGAUAGAGCCCAAGAAGGGCGGUUAUGAUAGCCGGGUCGAGAUGGUCUUGUAUGAGAAUCCAGAUCUGCCCAUUCUUAUUACAUACGCGGGAAAGAACCUCGAGGGCGGCGGCGGCUACAUUGCGUAUACAAUCAGGACUGGUGAUCUCGAAGUGCGCCGAAGAUACUCGGAAUUUGCGUCACUCAGAGCGACUAUGGUCAACCUGCACCCCACCUUGAUUAUACCGCCAAUACCAGAGAAGCACACCAUGGCAGACUAUGCCGCGAAGCCUACCAAGGCAAAAGAGGAUGCGGGUAUCAUCGAGUUGAGAAAGCGCAUGCUGGCGGUGUUCCUCAAUCGGUGUAGGCGCAUGAAGGAGGUCCGGGAAGACGGCGUGUGGUGGAGGUUUCUGGACCCAAAUGCGAGCUGGAGCGAGGUACUAAACUCAGAUCCGGUGAAGAACAUCCCGAAGAAUGUCCUCAAAGCACCACCGCUUGACGCUGCGAAUCCGACACCUGCCCACAACUUCCUUCCCGUCCCAUCAGCUUCAGCGAAACUUAAGACAGUCGGCGGAACCACAGGUGCCGGCAUUCCCACAACUCCACCCAGCCACGCCGCCCAACCAUCAGCCGCCUCACAUACCAUUCCUGGGCCGCAGGUAUUCGGCCGAUUUCCGCCCACAUCGCAAAAUCUCUCAGAGGAGCAACUCGACCCAUACUUUGUGAACUUUGAAACAUCGUCUCGGGACCUGGAGGCUCUGCUCCAGGGGAGUAUGGAAAAGGUAAACCGCAGGACACUUACACACCUAACCUCCUGGGGCGAAGACAUGGCCGAACUAGGCGCAAAAUUCAACGCCUUUUCCCUCUCGGAGCAAUCACAAUCCCUCGCCGCAGCCAUCGAGAAAACCGGCCAGGCCGUCGACUCCACCUAUAUCGCAACCGCCGAGCUCUCCUCCUCCCUCAGCGCAAGCUUCGCCGAACCCAUGCGAGAGAGCGCCCAAUUCGCAGGCGUCGUCCGCAGCGUACUUCGCUACCGCAUCCUUAAACGGAUACAAGAGGAUAUGACAAAAGACGAGCUUGAGAAGAAGAAAGCGCUCCUCGAAACCCUCGAACGCAGCGAAAUGGAAGCGCGACGGCUCGAAGAGCACUUAAAUGCUCAGGGCAGCCCUUCAGGUCCAAGGCGCUCCAUAUCAUCCGCCUCACAACGCGCUAGCACAGACAGGAAGCGACGAGAGGAGGACACGGCGUCCAUAGACUCAGACUUCCCGCCGACCCACGGCGAGGCCCAGCCACCCUCGGCUUCGCAAGGCGCCCCUGCGCACUCGGCGCCCAGCUCGCCGACGGGCGGCCACAAGAAGAGCCCGAGCGGGAACUUUGUGACGACGAAGAUUUUCGGGCGCAUCAGUCAUGCGUUCCAGGGCAUGGCGGAUGUGGAUCCGGAGAGGACAAGGAGGGAUCAGAUUGGAAAGACGAGGGAGAGCUUGGUUCAGCUCCAGCAAGCUCUCGAAGUCGCGGAGAAAGAUACCAAAGACGCCUCGCGCGGCGUGCUGAAGGACCUGCAACGGUUUCAGACAGAGAAGGAGGAGGACUUGAAGAGGUAUAUGAUUGCCUUCGCAAAAUGCCAUAUCGACUGGGCGAAACGGAACCAAGCAUCAUGGGAGGAAGCUAAGGCCGAAGUUGCUAAUAUUGACGCGCACACCGAGCAGGAUAUUUGAAGGCUGCAAGCCCCAUCCACUGGCUUGCCUGAAUCGGGAGGAUGGGAAAUCGGCAUUAGGUCUGGGAUUCCCCGCUGUAUCAGCUAGACAUACCUAAUUCAGAAGUGUGCUAUACAUGUAUUGUUGAGGGUUCACGCUGCGAGAAUGGUUUCUGAUUGACGCGUGACUGGGAGUCCAGUAAGACAGUAUAAUGCCAGUUAUGACUACAGACGCAGACCCUGGCUCUG
Mytilinidion resinicola is the source of this 2257-nucleotide messenger RNA. RefSeq names its product sorting nexin-like protein-41. The record is from RefSeq and is a predicted model, not a curated record. The coding region runs from base 117 to 2030 and encodes 637 amino acids. Gene Ontology annotation, biological process: retrograde transport, endosome to Golgi. NCBI's taxonomy places the organism in Eukaryota, Fungi, Ascomycota, Dothideomycetes, Mytilinidiales, Mytilinidiaceae. The transcript is spliced from 6 exons. Gene Ontology annotation, molecular function: phosphatidylinositol binding.